AUGCGUCGGCUAUUGCGGGCCACACUGCAGCAGCAGGGCGGUGGUGUUGCCGGACGGCGGUGGGCGCAACGCGGUGCGGAAGCCUCCAGAGAAAUUGCAGCCGCAAGAACAAGGGCGGUGACACGCACAUCAGGGAAGUCACGUUCGUCUCACUUGGAAGAGGCCUCGGCGGUCCCUCGGCAGGAUCCCGCAAUCCCCAGCGAGGUGGAUGUCACCACCAGCACGAGCAGCAGCGACAACAAGAAUGGCGGCAGUGAUGCCGUCGUUGGCGACACCGACAGGGUGGCGGCCGACAUAUUCACGCCGACCGUCGAUAUGGAGGACUACGGGGCGCCUGCCAUGUCGCCUGCAAGUAGCUCCUCGAACGAGAGUGUGCUCUUUGCCAUUGACGUGUUGUGUGAUGAUCUCUUCUCAUGUAAGACGGACGUGCUCAAGUCGUUUGCGCGGACGCGGUCGGUAGGCGGGGCCACCAAGUCCGAGCUCGUCAUGAACCUCAUCGACCUCGCUAACCGCGAGGCGCAUGGCGAGAGUCAUGACCUGAGCAUCACGAAGCGUGUGCUUGGCGACGUCUUCAACGAGGAGGUGCGGGUGAGUGGGGUGCGCUCGCAGUGGACGAACAAGUCGUUGGAGGCCUCGCACAUUGAGAUGGCGUGCGACAGUCACCUCAAGUUCGAGGUGAUGAGCUACACGCAGAAGACUCUUAUGGUGCGCCGCAACGCGUCGGAGGCGGCGCGGGUGCUGCGUAAACUCAUUCGCCCCUUCCAGCAGGACUAUCAGCACACAGCGGCAGCAGCAGUGGGUGGUGUGUUCCGCAACUUCAAGGCGGAGGCCGACGCACUCGUAGAGUCGAUGCCAGCGGUAGAGGUGGUGGCUCCCUUCGCGUCAUUUCUCGUCUCGUACGUGCGCUUCGCCACGUCCGGCAACCUGCUGACGCGCACUAACGUGAUAGAGCGACUAGAGCAGCUCGGCUUGGUGCAGAUGGCGGUGGAGGACAUUAGUGAGGCAACGCUGCAGCGGCUCAUGGCACUCCUCGACGACGUCGUUGCAGAAGUGGAGCGGCGGGCAGUGUGCUUUGGCGACAAGCGCACCUCGUGGGGUACCGAGACGCCGGAGGUGCUGCGCAGCUCCCUCCAGGCCUACGGCGACAGCAACGCGCAGCAGCUGCUGGGCGACAUUGGCGAGCAGGUGCCGGCGUGGGUGCAUGAACUCGUGCGCAUGUUUAACAACUGGGAUGCCAUUGUGCGUACGGAUAUUCCCGUCCUGGAAGAUGUGCCAAAGUACAUAUUUGACUGCAUCCUUGGGGGUGUGGUGUGCUAUCACGUGCUUCAGAAGAUAUACGGUGACAUCAUCACACCAACUGACGUGCCGCUGCCGGUGCGGUCGGCGGUGAAACGGGCGAUGGAGGCGCACUUCAAGGAUGAAGAGAAGGCUGCACAUGCGCUGGCCAAGCUCUUCGCGUAUGUGCAGGCACCAGGUGACUCAGGUGUGGUCAAGGCGGAUUUCUUUCCUGCUGUGCUAUCGCAAAUGCAGGGCGCCUUCCACGACACGCAACAGAGCGCACUGCAUAACGCACGUGUUGCCCUCGUGCUGCGUGAGGUGUGCGCAACCGCCUCGCGCUGCACCCGCACGUGUGGGCUUUUUCAUAUGCUGGUUAAGAUCACAGAGGACCUGCGGUUUCACUUCCGCUUUAACACCAUCUUCAAAAAACUCAGCGGUAGAGACCGCACAACAAUCCGCACAAAAUACAGCAUCAAUAUGGUCAAGACGCUUGAGUACUUUGAACAGGAGUACGAAGUGACGCCAGUCACCACCAAGGCGGUGGGCUUUUUGGUGAUUCAACUCCUCCACAUGGCAAUGCGCGGCGGUGGUGGUGGUGGUGGUAAUAGUAGCGGCAUCAGCAGCAGUAGUGGUGGAAGUGGUCGCCCUGUGCUGGAGCGGUACGUGAGCGUUACCGGGAGGGAGGAAUUCACUAUUGUUGGCAUGUCGGAGGUGGAGGCGACGCAGAUUCGUGACCUGCGUGUGGCAUUUCCACCGCAGCUGUCGUACAACUCAUGGUUGCAUCAGUCUGACACGAAGGAAAAGUCGGUGUACAACGUUCUCCCCUCCGUUGCGGUGAAAGGGUCAACGAAUCAGGCAAUGAUCAUCUCCCAGGCGCCAAUGAUGAAGGCGCUUGACGCAAUUUCCCGUGUGCCGUGGCGCAUUAGUAAGUACAUGCUCCACGUGCAGGAGGCGAUUGUGCGCGAGGGAUACGGCUUUGGCAAGAUUCGACCUGCUUUUUAUCCCUUGCACUAUUGUGCCAAGAGUCGGGGUGAUAUUUCUUACGACAAGAAGAGCGGCGGUGGUGAGGACGACUACGACGACGACAACGAUGACAGUGGGUGCGAAGUGUACAACCUGCAGCAGCGUCGCGAGUACGAUACGCAGCAGGAUGAGGAUUGGAAAAGUCUGUCGGAGCUGCGUAGCAACCGCAUCCACUAUCUGCAGGCCCUCCGCCAGGCUCGCUCACUCGUACAGUUCUCGCACAUUUAUUUCCCAAACAGCAUGGACUUCCGUGGACGCAUGUACCCGCUGCCAGGGCGGCUGAACCACACCGGCUCUGACCCGUUCCGCGCGCUGCUAGAGUAUGCUGAGCCGAAGCCGCUUGGGGAAACGGGUGUGUACUGGCUUAAGGUACACCUCGCGAAUAAAAUGGGGAUGAGCAAGCUGUCAUUUGACGAGCGUGUGCACUAUGUGAAUGAGCACAUUGAGGACGUGGUGCGCAGUGCGGAGUCGCCGCUGCACGGUGACAAGUGGUGGCAGGAGGCGGCAGAGCCGAUGCAGUGCCUGAUGGCCUGCAAGGAGCUUGCGGAUGCCCUUAAGUGCUCGCAGGGCCCGACGAACUUCCUAUCCCGCAUUCCGGUUGCGGUGGACGGCAGCUACAAUGGUCUGCAACAUUACUCCGCGAUUGGGCGUGACGCGUUCGGCGCGCAGCUGGUGAACCUCGUGCCGAGCGAGCGGCCCGCCGACGCGUACACCGGCAUCUUGAAGGAGAUGAUGCGCUCCAUCACGGCGGACGCGGCACGUGACCACCAGGUGGCGCAGCGCUGCCUCGGCACCGGCAAGGGGCAGGACCACGACCACGUGAAGCGCAAGACGAUCAAGCGGCCCAUCAUGACGCAGGUGUACGGCGUCACCGGGUACGGAAUGUCGGAGCAGAUCCUUGACGAGCUGGUGAAGCAGAACAAGAAUCACGGCCUGUGGACGUCGACGGACAUGCGGGAGAUGGCGGACUACCUGCGCGAGAAGGUGCUGGAGUCGCUUGGCGUCACCUUCCGCGAGACGCAGAACUGCCGUCGCUGGCUGACGGACGUGACGAACAUGAUCUGGGAGGCGCAACCAGCUGAGCUGCGCACCGCCCUCUGCUGGACGACGCCGCUCGGCCUCGUUGUGCGGCAGCCGUACAAGGUGCGGCGCGAGAUGCAGCUCUUCACCGCCCACGGCUGCACGCGCGUGCCAGGUGACGUCUUCGCCGCGGCGAGCCGCAAGCAGCUGACGGCGAUUGCACCGAAUCUCAUCCACUCGCUUGACGCAACACACCUGGCCAUGACGGCAAUCGAGAUGCAGAACCUCGGCCUCUCCAUGAUGGCGGUGCACGACAGCUACUGGACCUACGCCUGCGACCUGCCGGUGCUGAGCAAGGUGCUGCGGCAGCAGUUUGUGACGCUCUACGGCAAGUACGACCCGCUGUGGGAGCUGAAGGAGCAGUGGGAGGAGGCGUACUUCAUGGACCUGCGGCGCCACGGCGUGCGGCUGCCCGACCCGCCGCAGCGCGGCGACCUCGACCUGAACGUCGUGCUCGACUCGCCGUACUUCUUUUCGUGA
This is a messenger RNA of Trypanosoma grayi, 3861 nucleotides long. Its product is annotated as putative mitochondrial DNA-directed RNA polymerase. The coding region runs from base 1 to 3861 and encodes 1286 amino acids. Gene Ontology annotation, molecular function: DNA binding; DNA-directed RNA polymerase activity. The transcript has a single exon. Gene Ontology annotation, biological process: mitochondrial transcription. NCBI's taxonomy places the organism in Eukaryota, Euglenozoa, Kinetoplastea, Trypanosomatida, Trypanosomatidae. The record is from RefSeq and is a predicted model, not a curated record. Gene Ontology annotation, cellular component: mitochondrial DNA-directed RNA polymerase complex.